CUUUCGGCUUACGGAAGUAUUCAUUACAACUGGAUUAUCGUAGUGCUUGAAUAACGGGUAGCCUUUAUUUCAGCUCUUCAAUUCCUGGAAAGAUUCAGCAGAUUUAUCCCACAGAGAUGCGAAGGCAGUUGGUUGUUACCGAACCAUAAAGCUAUUUAAAACUGUAAUGAUUGCGGGUUUGUUGUAAGGAAAGGAAAUUAUACAUAGCGACAAAUCCAAUGUCUUCAUUUACUCUUUUUGUUGUAUUUUUAAAUUCCAAUCGCGGAUCAGUAUCUACUGGAAGUGACUGUAGAUGAUGCGUCCCUCUGUUGUGGAGGAUUAACUCGGACUGGAUUUAAAAGGAAUUUGGAAGAGGGCAUCAUGGAAUGGCCAGGAGAAUUUCCUGACGACCACGCCUUUGUGGAGUUUCUAGUUCCAGGUGUUUCUAGUGAUGCAGACUUUGAACAGUUUCUAAAAGACACAGAAGAGAAACUCAGCCUCAAUGCCAGCAGCAUUGAACAACAGCUAAAGGAGCUUCAGGCCAAAAUGGGAGACUCCAGAACCGGGGAUCGUCCUGCCAGUCCCACAGAGGUCCUACAGUGGUUCAACACGAGAGCACAAAACAGCCUGAAGCCUCUUUCUGCAGACCUUUUAGACUUCUUCAGAGCUCUGAAACAUUACCUUCAAUCGGAAGAAGAGGGCAAAGAAGAAGUGACCCUUCAGCUUCUGCUGAAUCUCUCUGCCCGGUGUGGGGUCUGUUUUCCCUGUUCAUCUUCAUCUGCUAUGUCUUCCUCUCAUCACCCUCAUCUCCCUGGCUCCUCUGUCCACAUGACACACACAGUCAAAGAUGACCCUUCAUUAGAGAUCCACGUGGCAUGGGAUACUGUACGUCUUCAGCUGCGACGUUUCCUGGUGGACCGGCUGUCUUACUGCACCUCAGAACAUUCUGGUUCCACUCCAGUGUCCCCAUUGACCAUCCAUGAACGGGUCCACUGCUUACAGCAGCUGUUUUUCCUCUAUCCAGAAUGUGAAGUGCUCACAGAUUAUCAGGCCCUGAAACGGCAGUAUGUGGUGAAUAUUCUGCACUCAAGCAUGAGCUCCAGCCCAGGGGGUGAGACCGGCUUUGAUAGACUGGUGGCAGGUUUUUACAAUGCGGUCCCGCAUGUGACCCGAGCCCUUACAGAGGAACUCCAGGUCCUUUCAAGAGUAGCGGAGCCCCAAGUCGUCCUUGGCUUUUUAAACAUAGCUUACUUUGGUGCUGUUACCCAGGAGCUUGGCUCCCAGAUGGAGAGAGAACAUGAAACUGCCCAAAGAGACAACACGGCACUAAGCAGCAAGAUCAAAAAAUACUCUGCAAGGUCCAGAGCAACAGUGGCGCCGAUGGAGCUUCCCAUGAAAAGCAGGAGCUUCAGCUUGACCUCCCACCAGCUGAGGGCAUUAACCCAGCUGGCUUCAGUCCUGCUAGGCUUUGAGAGAGAAGUGAGGGAGCUGGUCGCUGACAUCAUCUUCAUAAACUGCACUGGAGACUCUCCUACUGUAAAAGAUGGAAGGAAACCCACUUCAGGCAAACUUCCUACUGCAGAGACACAGACUUUGGAGUUUGACUGGAGGUCAGCUUUUACUAGGCUGGUCCCACACAUGGAGCAUUGUGUUAAAGUGGUGUUGGACGACAUCUGUGCCAAAAAUCUUCAACAAGAAGAGGCCUUACAUUCUUCAGGACACACCUCAAUCAAGCUAAGCCUCAUCAAUGACUUCUCCGUUAGCAACGAACAUUUAAAAAAAGACUUCUUCUACAAAGUCUCAGAAAGAGACUCUCCUAAAAUGAUAGCAAAGUUCUGUGGAGCAAUUCUGACUGAGCUCGAUGCCUUACUGCCACUGGCAGUAGCCUGCAGGGACACCUCUCUCCUGGGGGUGCGAUCAAGCUUUGUGGAAGCAUGUAGCAGAGCAGCGUUUGCCAUGCUGGGACGUUUGCAGGAGAGGGCCCUGGAGGUACCGUCCUCUGCACCCCUGAAGAACUUGCCUGCUCUGCUUGCUUCCUGCAUUUAUGUGCAACAGCGUCUGGAGCAUUACAAUGUCAAGCUGAAGGAUUCCAGUACAGCUUCAGCUAGAAUACCGCUGACUCUGCUCCCAAUCCAGAGGUACCAUGAAACAGUGGAGGCCUUAAGAGAGCAGCUGACCAGCUACUGCAUCCAGGUUUGCCUCACCUGUAUUCUUCAGGAUGCAGAGAGUCAUGACUGGGCUGACCCUAAACCCUUCUAUGAGGGAGAUCGGUGUUCCUUCUCACUGCAGAUGUGGUUUUACUUCCUGUGUGGACUUCGUAGCGACCUUUGGGCAGUCCUUCCAUCGGAGUUGGCCAAGGAUGUGCUUGGAUUUGUGCUCACAGAGACUUUGCAGUUGUUGGUGCAACGAUAUGCCAGGGUCAGGGCUUCCUACAAGAGACACCUACAGAUUAGGUGUGAUAUUACAGCAGUGUUGCUCUAUGUGGAGCACCUCUUGUGGAGUGUUGCCAAGAAUCCAGAAGACAUUAUUCUUAUCAACGCUUCUUCAGAAAUGACCAUCAUUGGAGGUGGCUCAGACUGGCCGUACCAAAUCCACAGCCUGUGUGACCAACUACUGACUGUCCUCCUAGUUGUUACAGCACCAAUAACCUUUGUGCAUAGAACGUUUAUGAAGGGUGCUUCCAAGGACUCAGCACCAUGCCAGCCUGGAAGGCCUGUUGUACGAUGGCUCAAUGCUAUCAACCCUGACCUCUUCACCGAACAGAUCAUAAGAGAUGGCCUUGUGGGUGAGACAGCCUUGGCAUGCCUGUUAAAGCUUUCGACCUCUGACCCAGGAUGCAGCCCCAAGCUGCUGCUGCGAAUGCUGCUUCAUGAAGAUUGUCACCUGCCCAGAGUACUCCUGGAAAAUUCCUAUUUUUGCCAGGAAUCUGACUCAGAGAUGUCCACGGGGAAUUGCAAAGCAGGAGAUGACUUCAUAGUUGCUUUGUUCAACUUCUUCUCCUGCCUCAAUAAUGUUCCCAAAGCCUUGACUCAGGCUCUCCAGCCAUACCUGGAGGGAGCACACAUUUGGAAAUAUUUCUACACACUGGCAGAUGUCACACAGGCGACACCUGUGGUUAUUAACUGUGUUCGAGAUUUGGUGACAAAGUCCACCAACAGCAUAUUGGUACAUCUGGUUUCCAUGGUGCUGACUUGGCAGGGAGCAGAGGAAUGUAAAGCACCCCUGUUUAAAAGAAAGGUGCCAGAGAGUGUCCUGGCUAAAAUACCCAAGGACUGGAACUAUGAAGCACCUGAUGGAGGAGGGAAGGAUGCUGUGUCUAAAUCUGUCGUAUCCUUAGCAAUCCAAUCAUUAUCCUACAUUUUUACCAACCUGCCAUCGGCCGUAGCAUCAUUACCUCUCUCUGUCCGCUUCCUCUUUCAAAUGGCAGAAAAGUACCUAUCCCAGCAUGCCCGGCAGCUGCGUUCAAUGGGCCUGUUGCUCUGGGCCUUGCUGGGGUGUUUGAUCCAGGGUCUGGAGGACCAUGAUGUGCUUGAACAGACCAGUGGUCUGGAUCUGGACUGUGUUGCAAAAGACUGCCUGUCUCUGUUCAGAGAGUGCCUGCAAGCUACAAUGAGCAUCCAACAAAAGGGUAUUCCUAAACCUACAGUGCACAAAGUAUUGCAGGCUUUGGAGGAAAAGAGACCAAAGUGGAUAAACCUGCAGCUGCAGAAAGCGCGAAGGCUCUGUGCAGAGAGCAUCUUUGAGCAGGGAGCAGAGAGGGGAGCUGCUGCAGCUGAACUGACUGAGCAGAAAAUAGGCCUGAUGCUGCUGGAGGUCUGCCACAAAGCAGGUGGCUGCCUCUACCUGAGGCAGAUCUAUCACAUCAUCCAAGGCAAUGAGGAACUUCUGAUGUCCAAACUCACUGGAAGCUCGGAAUCCUCAUUUCUCACAGUGAAUUUUGAUGUCAGUCCAGAGUGUGUUGAUUCCACUGCCUCCUUCAACCCGCUCCUGCAGUACGACCAUAUUGGCAAGAAGAAGCUGGAUCAGAGCGAAGUGGUUGACUGGACGUGGGACUGGCUGAGGCUGCUGCCAGCAUACGAGGGCAUGAGUCAGGUCACCUUCAAAAGCCUUUUAACCAACAGGUGGGAUAUGCAGGAGGAUGCAGAGCUGGAAGAUGCAGAGAGAGAAAUGGUGGAAGAACUUCAGAAAUCCUUUUUUGUUUGCUGCUGCAGCAAGGGACCGAAAAAUGCCUCUGGAACUGAUGAUACACCAACAAAUCCGACCCACGGGGAAGCACAGUCAUGCAAUAAAAGUACUGUCCAAUAACAUUUCACACCGUUGGAGUUUAUAUUAUGUUGCAUUUUUUUUACAUGCUCUUGGAAUUCUCGAGUUGGUUGUUUAUGCAUCUGGGCACGCUUUCAUAUGAUCACACAUCUGUGGGAAUAUUUUGGUCUGUGUUUGUACUCUAUAUUGUGAAUUUGCACGAAUAUGCACAAAGCAUGAGGAAAAAAAGAACAGAACUAAAAAAUAAAAAAAAAUACGCAAGAGCUGGUGCCUUCCUAUGUCUUCACACACCUGAGACAAAUCUUCUGUGCCGUUCGACGCUGCAUAAGAUGCAUUUUCCUCUUUUUGGAACACAUCUGCAGAAACCAGUUCCGAGAGAAAAAAGAGUCGCGAUUUGUUUGCCAGGGACAAGAUAAGACUGUGUGAUCACUGCAGGUAGCUGAUGUGUUUUAAGACAGUGUGGGUGGAGAGAGUGGUGUCAGCAAGCUCUUUCUGCUCCCUUUAAGAAUACAUCAAAGAAUAUAGUUUGGAAGCAAAAUAUUGUCUGUUUUGAGUUUUUGAUGUGUUCCAGAAAUAUGCUGCACCAUACAUAUCAGUCAGUAUUUAGCGCAAGCAGGAAAGUAUUCAUCUGCAAUAUGAUUACUAAGUAUAUUUUUCUAAAUUUGUGUAUGCAUGUAUAUAUAUAUAUAUAAUACUACCUUACUUGAAAUCAAUGCUUAUUUUAGAUUAUUAUUUAUUAUCUUGGUCAUGGAUUGUUUAAACUGCCAACCUGUCCUGGGUGACACUGCCUUUCGCCCACUGGCUGCCGGAAAAAGGCACCCUGAAGGAUGAGUGCUAGAAAAGCUGGACUGGUCGGCAGUUUACAACAUUGUGCACACACAUUUACACCCACGGAAAAUGUGGUUUUUGGACUGUGGGAGGACGCCAGAGUACCUGGAGAGAACCCACACAUGCACAGGGAUACCGUGCAAACUCCUUGCAGAAAGACCCCAGGCCGGGAAUUGAACCCAGAACAGUCUUGCUGCAAGGCAACAGUGCUACAACUAUGCUGCAAUUAAAAAAGUUGUUUGCAAAGAAAACUUAAUGCAGUGGUUGCAAGAUCAUAAUGAACUGUGAGGGAAAACUAAGAACAAUGAAAUCUUCUUUUGAAUCUUAUGAAGUUAAAAUCGUAAAAUGCUUUUGUGUCAUUAGAAAUCCACAAUAUUUAAUGUAACUACCUGUUUUGUGGUUGGACACACAAAAAGAAGAAAAAAAAAGUCCAACUCAACUGGUACAGUAAGUGGUUUCUGCAUGAAAGCAUGGCACCUACCUCUAAUGAGUACCUGUGCACAUUUCUUUUGUUUGUUUUUGUAUCGACAAAGAGGACAGCAGCCUCUAACACUAACUGUUUCAUAAGAAUACACGAAACAACAUGAAACAGCUGUCAGCUGGUUAUUAUAUGGUUACUUUACUCUGUUCUGUGUUAUGCAACCACCCCUAGAUCUCAUGAUAGAGAAUAUGUAUGUAUUUUUGUAUGUAUGUUUUGGGAAUAAAAUGUUACACUGUGAGGAUUUUUCAUGGUACAACCAUAAA
This is a messenger RNA of Cyprinodon tularosa, 5814 nucleotides long. RefSeq names its product KIAA0825 ortholog. Bases 361 to 4284 code for a protein of 1307 amino acids. The transcript is spliced from 23 exons. NCBI's taxonomy places the organism in Eukaryota, Metazoa, Chordata, Actinopteri, Cyprinodontiformes, Cyprinodontidae. The record is from RefSeq and is a predicted model, not a curated record.